AUGUACCAAGGAAGCUCAGAAAUCCAAGCUGAUGGUCUACAGACACUUUAUCUGAUGAACCCUAAUUAUGUAGGGUAUUCUGACAAUACAACAGUACAGAAACCGGCCAACAUGCUCUUUUUUAACUCCGCCGCCACGGAGGGACACGUGGUCAACGCUGCACAGAUAUCUCGGGCGCCGCUGCCUCAGUCUCACCACUUUGUUGGUGUCCCACUUUCUGCAGCUGUUGGAUCGCCCAAUUCGAACCAUCACAACCAUUCCUCAGUUCUUGGCCAACAAGAAAUUCAAGCCUCCCAUGGUGCAAUCCCUCGUGGUCACUAUAAUCUGUGGAAGUCGGUUGAUCAAGCCGGCGGUGUAAAUCAACACAAUUUAUCUUCCGUGGUGGCUGCAACCAAUUCCGGUGACACUAACGACGGCGUUUCCCUAAGGCCAGCGGUGUCACCGUCACAACGAGGGUUGUCUUUGACCCUUUCACCUCAACAGAUAGGCUAUAGGUCACUUCCUACAAAUCAUGAUGUCACUAUAUCACCAAAACCUGGUUCAUCUACAUCGCUCUCUGCUGUGUCUAAUGGAGUUAAUAAUCUGCGAAGUGUAAUUUUGGGAUCCAAAUAUCUUAAGGCUGCUCAACAGCUUCUUGAUGAGCUCGUAAACGUCGCAAAAGACACAAAAAUCGAUGGCGUGGUGGCUGGAGAGGCAGCAGAGAAACGGAAGAUAAUCAAAGAGUCCACAGGAGAGAAUGUUCAGGUCUUUGGCAUUAAGGGAUGUGAAACUGAACUUACAACUGCUCAAAGGCAGGAGAUUCAGAUGAAGAAAGCUAAACUUAUUAACAUGUUAGAUGAGGUUGAGCUGAGAUACAAACAGCACCAUCAACAAAUGCAAAUUGUUGUGGCAUCAUUUGAGAUGGCAGCAGGAAUUGGUUCAGCUAAAUCAUACACUCAACUUGCUUUGAAGACAAUAUCGAAGCAAUUCCGGUGCCUGAGAGAUGCAAUAUCUGCACAAAUAAAGUCAAUAAACAAGAGCUUAGGAGAGGUAGAGAAUUCAGGCGAAAAGUUUGAGGGCUCGAGACUUAAGUUUGUAGAUCAUCAAUACCAGCAAGAAAGGGCAUUGCAACAGCUGGGAAUGAUUCAAAACAGUGCAUGGAGACCUCAGAGAGGUUUGCCUGAAAGAGCAGUUUCAAUUCUUCGUGCUUGGCUCUUCGAGAACUUCAUUAAUCCUUAUCCUAAGGAUUCAGAUAAACACAUGCUGGCAAAGCAAACAGGGCUUACUAGGAGUCAGGUGUCUAACUGGUUCAUAAAUGCUCGUGUUCGGCUAUGGAAACCUAUGGUUGAGGAAAUGUACUUGGAAGAAAUGAAGAAUUCAGAAUCAAAAAUUUCCGAAGAAAACACAAGCAAAAGUGGAGCUGCUGUGCGAGAAUUGGUCUCAAAAUCCACUGCUCUAGAAGAGAAUAACAAUGGGAAAAUGGAGGGAAUACCCGAAAAGAAUUCAAAAAAACCAAGAAAUGGCAAUUCUCCAAGCAAUGCAGUUCCAAUGCAAAUGAAAACAAAAGCAGCAGAUCAGACAAGCAAAGGGUUGUCAAGAGACAACUAUUUAACAUUAAUGGCUGCUAAUACUAGUCAUAGUAACAGAUUCGAUACGUAUGCGAUGGAAGAACUCGGAAGGUUUAACGGAUCUGAGCAACUGGGUACAAGAUUCCAUGGAAACAAUGUUUUUCUCACUCUGGGACUGCCACCUUCAGAAAACAUUAAAUUGGGAACAAGAAUUGAAACUGCAGGAACAGUGGAAAAUAACUUCAAUACGGUUAACAAUCUUCAAGAAUCCCAUUCAAACAUUGGCUAUCACGAUCAGAUUGUUGAUUUCCAGAAUAGGAAGCCAUUUUCAGCUCAGCUCUUAUCAGACUUCGUGGCAUGA
Molecule: messenger RNA, 1908 nt
Organism: Fraxinus pennsylvanica
Lineage: Eukaryota; Viridiplantae; Streptophyta; Magnoliopsida; Lamiales; Oleaceae
Source: the annotation of a GenBank genome assembly